AUGUAUUCCUAUAGCUGCUUGCUGCCCGAGGAGGGCCUCUGGCCUUCUCUGCAGCCCCUUGCCUACACCUACCUGCCCAGCCCUCUGCUGCUGCCCCCGAUCCAGGCCCACAACUUCUGCAGCAGACCCCCCGGCCUGAGCGCGGGCGAAUGGGCGACUCCGCGGGAGUACCACUGUUUCUAUGGCCCCAGCGCGCCCCUGCCCGUCGCGUCGCCCUACUGGGCUUUCCCACCGGCCUACGCCAUGGCUCCGAGCCCGCUAUUCCCCGCGACCGGCUACGCGGGGCCCGGGCCACCGCCCCCCGCGGCGAGGGAGGGCGAGGGCUCGGCGCCGUGGCCGGAGGGCGACAGCCUGCAGGCGGAGCUGCGCUGGGGCCGCGUGGAGCGCGCGCUGGACCCGCGCCACCCGCUGCCCGACUACGUGCGCCGGGAGCUGCGGCGCGCGUACGGCACGUACCCGCGCACCGACGUGCGCAUCACCUACCGCGGCGGCGAGUUCCUGCUGCAGGCCGCGCCGCGCCUCUCCUCCAGUGGACAGGCUGACACCCGCUUCUAG
This is a messenger RNA of Echinops telfairi (small Madagascar hedgehog), 555 nucleotides long. It is a transcript of the gene CUNH10orf95, whose product is annotated as chromosome unknown C10orf95 homolog. The record is from RefSeq and is a predicted model, not a curated record. Lineage: Eukaryota; Metazoa; Chordata; Mammalia; Afrosoricida; Tenrecidae. The transcript is spliced from 2 exons. The coding region runs from base 1 to 555 and encodes 184 amino acids.